AGUCAACUUUUUGGUUAUCUCAGUUGAGUUGGUUUCCUUCUUUCUUUCUGAUAGAAAGUGUUUCAUGCUUGUUUCCACAUUGUUGAUUUAUCGAUUGCAAUAUUUAUAUUAAUAAUUACGGAAAUAUAUUGAUAAUAGGCAGUUCUUACACAAAACACAAGAUGGAAUAUAUUUCUCCAGACAGUUUACAAGGCCCAAAUGGCACAAGAAUAUUAUGCUGUCAAUGUGCAGUGCCUAUUGAAGCCAACCCAUCAAACAUGUGUGUCGCAUGUUUGAGAGCCAAUGUCGACAUUACUGAUGGAAUCCCUAAACAAGCUACUAUUUUCUUUUGCCGAGGAUGUGAAAGGUACUUGCAGCCACCAGCUGAAUGGGUAGUCUGUCCAUUAGAGUCCCGUGAGCUUCUUGCUCUUUGCCUCAAAAGGUUGAAGGGUUUGAACCGGAUAAAAUUGAUUGAUGCAGGCUUCGCGUGGACUGAACCUCAUUCUAAGAGAAUAAAGGUCAAAUUGACAGUUCAAGGAGAAGUAAUGGGAGGUGCAGUUCUCCAGCAGACAUUUAUUGUGGAGUUCACCAUACAGCAUCAGAUGUGUGACGCUUGCCAUCGCUCAGAAGCUCAGGACUACUGGAAGGCUCUCGUGCAAGUUAGGCAGAGAGCCAACAACAGGAAGACAUUCUACUAUUUGGAGCAAUUGAUUUUGAAACACAAGGCGCAUGAGAACACUCUAGGAAUCAAACCUAAGCAUGAUGGCCUGGACUUCUUCUACGCGACAGAGAGCCACGCACGCAAAAUGGUGGACUUCAUACAGUCAGUGUUGCCAAUCAAAUGCCAACAUUCCAAGAAGCUGAUAUCGCACGACAUACACAGCAACAUAUACAACUACAAAUUCACAUUUAGCAUUGAAAUUGUGCCGCUGUCAAAGGACAGUCUCGUGUGUCUGCCGAAGAAGUUGACGCAUCAGCUUGGGUCCAUAUCACCAAUUUGCUUGGUGAAUCGAGUGACUAGCACUAUUCAUUUGAUUGAUGGGAGCACAGGACAAGUGUGUGAUCUGUCCUCUACCGUGUAUUGGCGGUAUCCCUUCACGCCCAUCUGCAAUCCGAAACAGCUUGUUGAAUAUAUUGUUAUGGACACCGACAUUAUCAAGGAACAUGAAAAGAAAUCGUUCCCCGGGCAAGGUAUGGUGUCCAACAAACACGUAGUGGCGGACGUGUGGGUGGUGAAGGCCAGUGAGCUGGGCACUGACGUCAACCCCGUGCACACCAAGACCCACCUUGGACAUAUACUGAAGCCCGGUGACACUGUCUUGGGUUAUAACCUAGAAAACUCAAACGUGAACGAUACAAACCUGGACAAACUGGACCGCAGCGUAAUACCGGACGUGUUCCUCGUGAAGAAACACUACGGGGAGAAGGCGGCGAGGCGACGCGCGCGCAACUGGAAACUGAAACAUAUGGCCGAGGAGCUACAUGACGGCGUUAGCUCCACCAAUGAAGAUUACAACGACUUCCUGGACGACCUCGAGGAAGACCCUGCAUUCCGUCAGAACAUAAACAUCUUCAAGGAUACAAACAAACUGGCCGUGGACACAGAUGAGAUCGACCCGGCUUUGCCCCGCAUCACCCUGGCUGAAAUGUUAGAUGAUUUGCAUAUAGAGGAUGUUGAAAUGAGCGAAGUGUAAUCUAUUUUUAUUGAGAAAUAAAAUAUUUAUAUUUUUAUCGUUGAA
Molecule: messenger RNA, 1718 nt
Organism: Plodia interpunctella (Indianmeal moth)
Lineage: Eukaryota; Metazoa; Arthropoda; Insecta; Lepidoptera; Pyralidae
Gene: Nmd3
Product: Nonsense-mediated mRNA 3
Exons: 9
Coding region: 162-1673 (503 amino acids)
Biological process (GO): ribosomal large subunit export from nucleus
Cellular component (GO): cytoplasm; nucleus
Molecular function (GO): ribosomal large subunit binding
Source: RefSeq, a predicted model, not a curated record